Mangifera indica (mango) is the source of this 609-nucleotide messenger RNA. RefSeq lists its product as uncharacterized. Bases 79 to 501 code for a protein of 140 amino acids. The record is from RefSeq and is a predicted model, not a curated record. NCBI's taxonomy places the organism in Eukaryota, Viridiplantae, Streptophyta, Magnoliopsida, Sapindales, Anacardiaceae. The transcript has 3 exons.
UCACACAAUUUAUGUUCAAAAUAUUUUUUUCUGAACUGAAAAAACCCACUCAGAAAAUAAUCGAGAUACCAAGAAGAGAUGGCAAGUUUAACCACAGCUGCCACAAAAGUUGGGCAUGUUAGAGUUGCAAUUUCCAGGACGAGCACAUGGAAUCCCAGACUGUUUGUGGUUGGAGCCCCACGGUACAUUCAGGCAAGUUCACAUAAAAAUGCUCAGUCUACGACGGAUAAGGCAUCACAGGCAGUUAAACAAGGGGCUGAUGAGGCAAUGAAGGCGGGAGGAAAUAUCAAACACAAGGCUGCCUCUACUGCUGAACACAUGAAUGAAAAUGCAAAGGAAAUGGCUGGAAAGAUGGCAGAAAGAGCACAAGAUAUGUCAGACAAGGCAAAACAAACAGUGGAAGAAGCAUGGGGUUCAGCUAAAGAUUCAGCUCAGAAUGCCAAGGAAACUGUCAAACAAAAUGCUGAGGAAGUCAGGAAAAGCAUGAACAUGAAGAACUAAUUUUUAUUUAUUAUUAUUAUUAUUAUUAUUAUUAUGUUAUUCUGACUAAUCUGUUUAUGACAGCUAGAAAACGUUGUUCAGUUUAAACCUACAGAAAAUAAACCUAUG